AUGGCCGCGCAGGACGGGCCGGCGGGCUUCCUCGCGGCGCUGGACGCGCUGGACCAGAAGGUGGGCGCCAUAUGCGAGGACGUGAAGAGCACGGCGGGCGAGCUGGAGGCGCUGCUGGACCAGGCGCUGGCGGCCGCGGGGGAGGACGGCCCGGGGCUGGAGGCCCAGCGCGCGGCGGCCCUGGCCGUGAGGGACGCGGCCUCCGUGGCCCUGGACGCCGCCCAGGCGACCUUGCUCGUGGUGCAGGCCGUGCGGCUGCUGGGCGAGAAGGGCCCCGACGACCUGAAGCAGACCAUCGUCGCGGCCAUCGCCCAGGUCAAGAAGCUGAUCCAGGACGCCUUCGACGCGGCGGGCCGCGCCAGGAAGGCCCUCGCAGUGCUGAAGGAGCCCGGCUCGGCGGCCCCCGAGCCGGAGGUCGCGGGCGAGGACAAGGCGAGCUGGCGCCGGCAGGUGGUGGACGCCGCCAGGGACGCCCUGAGGCAGGCCGAGGCGGCCAGGGCCGCGGAGCCCGCCCCGGAGGCAGGCGAGGCCGCAGCUCAGCCCGGCGAGCCAGAGGCCCAGCCUCAAGCAGACGACGGCGAGGGCCAGGCCGAGGCGCCGCCUGCGCCCGAGGCCCCGGAAGACGGGGAGCAGGCACAGCCGCCCCCGGAGGACGGUGCGGAGGCACAGCCGCCUCCAGAUGACGGCGAGCAGGCAGAACCGCCCCCGGAUGACAGUGCAGAGGCACAGCCGCCUCCAGAGGACGGUGCAGAGGCACAGCCGCCCCCAGAGGACGGUGCAGAGGCACAGCCGCCCCCGGAGGACGGUGCGGAGGCACAGCCGCCCCCAGAGGAGGGAGAGCAGGCAGAACCGCCCCCGGAGGACGGCGCCACAGCCGAUGCGGACGCAGCCGAGGACGGCGAGAAGGCUGAGGCUGUCCCAGAGGAGACGCCGGCUCCAGAACAGCCGGAGGAGGGGGAGGCUGCCCCUGAACAGGCGGAGGAAGGUGAAUAA
This is a messenger RNA of Bacillus rossius redtenbacheri, 993 nucleotides long. Its product is annotated as skin secretory protein xP2-like. Lineage: Eukaryota; Metazoa; Arthropoda; Insecta; Phasmatodea; Bacillidae. The coding region runs from base 1 to 993 and encodes 330 amino acids. The transcript has a single exon. The record is from RefSeq and is a predicted model, not a curated record.